AUGGCUUUCAGGUGUUGUUCGUUGAAGGGAUGGUCGCUAACGUUUGAUGCUAUAGUUAUCGAAAACGAGGGCUGCGACCCGCAACAGGACCAACAACAGGACCAGCGUCAGAAUCAGCGUCAGAAGCUGCGUCAGGUCCUGCGUGCGGUCCGGCGUCAUGUCCUGUGUCAGGUCCUGCGUCAUGCCCAUGAACGGCGCAAUGCGUUCAGAAGCUCGUCGAUCCCUGUUGCUUCCUCAGCCACGCCUGCAACGACUUCUCCGCCGCUUACCGAAUGCGAGGGCAGUAACCAGCGUCAGGUCAACGAACAGCGCAACGCGUUUGAUACUAUCAGAAGCUCAUCGCCGGCUGUUCCUUCCUCGACCAUUCUGCCGCCUGCCCCAACUUGCCCCCCUCCUACCGAGAACGAAGGCUGCGACCAGCGUCAGGUCCAUGAACAGCGCGACGUGUUUGAUACUAUCACAAGCCCAUCGCCGCCUGCUCCUGCCUCAAACAUUUUGCCGCCUGCACCGAAUAGAUCUCCUCCCAGUCCCCCUAUUUAUUCUCGCUGGUCUCCUUCUUCGUCUUCUGUUUAUUCUCAGGAAUCUCCCACCCCCCAACCAGAUCUCUCUCUUGCUUUUCAGCAAUCUCUCGCUUCCCAACCAGAUCUCUCUCUUCGGCGGUCUCGCUCUCGCACUGACUUCCCUCAUUUGCGUGAAAGUCCACAACGUUCCCAAUCUGCGCCUCCAUCACCUUUCAAGAUGGACAGCGGUUUGGAUAAGCAGCUGCCGGACUCACCUACCUCGGCCACCACCCCUCGUGCUUCUCGCACCACCCCCUCCUCUCCUCCUUUUUACGGAGCUGGCAGUCUCCGUCGCUACACCACGCGCCGUGAUUCGCGUGCCUCCCUCAAUAUCAGCCCUGCCUCCCACCGAGAGGACAGUCUCGGACAAGAACCCACGCACCCUGAUCCGCGCGCCCCCUACAUCUCCAACUCUGCCUCCCACCGCGAUCGCAACCUCAGCGAUGUCCCACCGCCUGCCGACUCGCAGCAUCAGUCCACCCCUCGCCGCGACAACGUGGACCUUGCGGACCUCGCCUCGAGACUGAAGGCUCUGGAGGAGACUGUGGAGGCGGCCUCCCGGUCCCAGAGGCUCGAGUUCGAGAGAGUUGGCCGCCUCGAAGGCGCCCUGAGAGUGGAGAUGGACUGCCUCCGUGGUCGCCUCGCCGACGUCGCCGCGUGGAAGGAAGAGGAGCUGGCCUCGCACGUGAGGUGGUUCCAGCAGCGCUUCGAGGCGCUGCGCAUCCACGUGGAAGAGGUGUUUGCCGUCUGGGACCAUGAGCGGCACGAGCUGCUCAUGGCGAACGAGCGCAUGAGCCGCCGCGUGGACGCGGCCGCCAUCGACGUGCGCCUGGUGAGGAGGGAGCACCAGCUCCUUGAGGACCGAGUUGGGACGCUGUCCCGGUCCCUCGCCCGUCUGUUCUUGGCCCUCCAGGGCCCGGCGACGAGUUUGUCAGGGAACUCGUUCGCCGACCAGUGA
This is a messenger RNA of Penicillium bovifimosum, 1518 nucleotides long. RefSeq lists its product as uncharacterized. The coding region runs from base 1 to 1518 and encodes 505 amino acids. The record is from RefSeq and is a predicted model, not a curated record. The transcript has a single exon. NCBI's taxonomy places the organism in Eukaryota, Fungi, Ascomycota, Eurotiomycetes, Eurotiales, Aspergillaceae.